This is a messenger RNA of Acanthocheilonema viteae, 552 nucleotides long. The record is from the annotation of a GenBank genome assembly. Lineage: Eukaryota; Metazoa; Nematoda; Chromadorea; Rhabditida; Onchocercidae.
AUGUAUGCAUUGAUUUCAAGUUUGAAUUUCACUCUUGCACUUGGACGUGGUUUUUGCAUAGCGAGCCAAAUGGAUCGAUUAAGGUCGUUGGGAAGCGUGCUUUUUGGGGUACCAUGGAGGCCAUGGGGGAUGGAAUGUGAUGUCGAUGGCGAUAAUGUGAUUCACAGAAUAACGCGAGAAGAAUACGAUGAACCAAUUCAGGAUGCCUAUGUGGAGUCAUUGGCACGUAUGUCAUAUGCAGAAUUGGAUGACAAAUACAAUCCAGGUCCGACAUUACCAGAUGGAAGUGUGAACUUUGAAUGUCACUGUGUUGGCCACUUAGUCGCCAGUCCAUGUGGUCAUGAAUUUCGUGAGGCAAUAAAGUGCCAGAAAAGUGCUGGAGAAGCAGAGUUGGAGGAAGGAGCUUGUGCGACCGAGUUUAUGAAUUUUAUGAGAUGUGUUAUUCGAACGGAAUGCUUCAAAAGUAUACGUGAUCCUAAUGAUGAUGAAGGGGGAGAAGAACAGAAAAGCGCUGAAUUGGAGAAAUCGGUGCAUUCUGAUCAAACAUUGUAA